Sorghum bicolor (sorghum) is the source of this 1327-nucleotide messenger RNA. RefSeq names its product methionine aminopeptidase 1D, chloroplastic/mitochondrial. NCBI's taxonomy places the organism in Eukaryota, Viridiplantae, Streptophyta, Magnoliopsida, Poales, Poaceae. Gene Ontology annotation, molecular function: metalloaminopeptidase activity. Bases 90 to 1136 code for a protein of 348 amino acids. The transcript has 10 exons. The record is from RefSeq and is a predicted model, not a curated record. Gene Ontology annotation, biological process: proteolysis.
CACCCCGCCCCAAACACACAAGCCGCGCACGGACGGCCGCACGCCGCAGACAGGGAGCAGCUCUCGCGUUGCUUUCCGCCCCGCCGCCCAUGGCGAGCCUGUCGUCGCCGCGUCUCCUGUCCUCCUUCCUCGGCGACCGCCUCGCGCUCUCCGGCAGGCCGCUGCUCCUCCGCUCCGCUGCCCCAGGCAGCAGGCGGGUGACGUAUCAAGCGACGAGAACGCUAUGCAACUUGGUGGAUAUCCUAUUUAACAGGAGAAGUCGGGAUGAUGCACCAGAAAACAACCCUAGACGCCUGCAUCCUGGGAAAGUAUCUCCACGCCUUAGUGUUCCCAAUCAUAUACCACGGCCUCCAUAUGUCAAUUCUCGUCAACAAAGACCUGGUAUGAAUAAUGGACCUGAAAUACAUGAUGAAAAAGGGAUCGAGUGCAUGAGAGCUUCUGGAAAGCUUGCUGCACAGGUUUUGAAGUUUGCUGGGACUCUUGUAAAGCCAGGCAUAACGACUGAUGAGAUUGAUAAAGCAGUGCACCAAAUGAUAAUUGAUAAUGGAGCAUAUCCUUCACCUCUUGGUUAUUGUGGAUACCCAAAGAGUGUCUGCACUUCAGUGAAUGAAUGCAUCUGUCAUGGGAUACCAGAUUCUCGUCCCCUUGAGGAUGGAGAUAUCAUCAAUAUUGAUGUUACUGUCUACCUCAAUGGUUACCAUGGCGAUACAUCUGCUACAUUUCUCUGUGGUGAUGUUGAUGACGAAGCUAAGAAAUUAGUUAAGGUGACAAGAGAAUGUCUCGACAAGGCUAUAUCAAUUUGUGCACCUGGGGUGGAGAUCAAACAAAUUGGUAGAACUAUACAGGAUCAUGCAGACAAGUUCAAGUUUGGUGUAGUUCGACAUUUUGUCGGCCAUGGCGUUGGAAAAGUUUUUCAUGCUGAGCCUGUUGUGCUUCAUUUCAGAAACAAUGAAUGGGGCCGUAUGAUGUUGAAUCAAACAUUUACUAUAGAGCCCAUGCUAACCAUAGGGAGCAUAAACCCUGUCAUGUGGUCCGAUGACUGGACCGCAGUGACAGAAGACGGCAGCUUGUCAGCACAGUUCGAGCACACGAUACUCAUUACCGAAGAUGGCCCGGAAAUAUUGACACAGUGCUAACAAUGAACAAUUGAUAGUCGGCUGGCGAGAUCCUGCAUUUUUAUCGGGACUAAUUGGUCCAACUUAAACUCUGAUGCAAAAAUGGCAAACUCACGUUGUAAUCUCGGUUCAUCGUUAUAAUGACAUAUCUGUAGAAAUUGUGCUAUUUUUGACGUUAAAUCUGAGUGUAUGUUUUAUUGGUGUUUGGUUGA